CAACAUGUUGUACGUGCUUGUGUUAAUGUAUGUUCUCGGAGAUAAUCUUGCGUGUCAGCAUCAUGCAGCCUUCAAAGUGUACCAAAGGAAGGUCUUUUGCUGAGUGCAAUAUUUGAAACUUCAUCUGCUAUAGGAUAUCUAGUGAUCCCUGCUCUCGUAAAAUAAUCAUAUGGACUUCAAAGGUCACUGACGUCAGGUUUUUCAGCUAUUUGAACAAUGACUCGGCACCAUGCUCGGCACAUGAGCUGUAGCUUUCUCUGUAUUGCUGAGUUGAUGUUGGUUGUUUUCAAUAACCUUUUAAAGUUCCUAAACUUAAUUUAUGUUUUCCUUGCUUAAAAAGCUAAACAAAACAGCAGGAAUGAGUGAUUCUAAAGGACUAGAAGAGGUCAAGGUUGUAGUCGUUGGUUCAGGAUUCGCAGGUGUCGCUGCCGCAGCCACGCUGGUCAAAGCAGGAUUUCAAAAUGUUCUGGUCCUCGAGGCGAAAGAUAGAGUUGGAGGUCGGGUGCACACCACCAAACCGUUCACCGAUAAGGUCCUUGAGGUUGGGGCGAACUGGAUUCACGGACAGAAAGGAAACCCUCUUUUCCAGCUGGCAAAACAACACAACCUGCUGUCGGAGGAAUCGUCGACAAGCACAAACAUGUGCUCGCAGCAUUCUGUAACAUCUAAAGAUUACUUUUUUAGAGAAGAUGGGAAGCAGGUCCCCAAGAAGGUUGUAGAUCAGGUUCGUUCACGCUUCACCAAGCUCACCGACAAAGCUUUUGAUGAUGAACUUGAUUGCAGGCACAGAAAGAUGACUCUGGGUGGUUAUCUAGACGAUGCCUAUGACGAAUAUCCGAUAGCAUCUACAGUAAACGGCCAAAUGGUCUUUGAGUGGUGCAAGAGGCUAGAAUGCACAGAUGAAGCUUGUUCUUCUCUCUACGAGGUGUCUGCCGCUCAGAUUAGUAAUUACACUGAUCUCGAGGGAGGUUUCUUCAACACUUUAGGAUUGGGUGGCUAUCGAGCAGUUUUAGAUGUUCUCCUGAAAGAUCUGCCCCCGGGUACUGUCCAAUGUAAUGCAGAGGUAAAGACCAUCCAGUGGGAUCUGAUUAAGAAAGGAGAGAGUGAAGAACAGAAGCUUCCUGUUCGAAUCACUUGUGAAAAUGGGCAGUCUUAUGAUGCAAACCAUGUGAUUGUCACUGCAUCUUUGGGGGUUCUCAAAGACAAAGCAGCAACCAUGUUUGAGCCGUCCUUACCGCAACCCAAGCUGAAUGCCAUUAAGAAUCUUGGCUUUGGAAUAGUGGACAAAAUUUUCCUGUAUUUUGAGGAGAAGUUUUGGCCGGAUGACUGCGCUGGGGUUCAGAUGGUGUGGGAAGAAGGGCCCGAAGACGAAGAUGUGUACAAUGCUUCGUCUGAAGGAGAUGACUGGAAAGAGACGUGGUACAAGAAGAUCACCGGUUUUGAUACGGUGGCACGUCACCCUACUGCUCUGUUAGGCUGGAUCACAGGUAGAGAAGCACUACAUAUGGAGACGCUCGAGGACAAUGAAAUCAGAGAAACCUGUGUGAGGUUGCUGAGGACUUUCACCGGCUGGACGGUACCAGAAGCCUCAAAGACGCUUAUCUCCAGAUGGGGUCAUGAUUCCCACGUGCGUGGCUCCUAUACAUUUGUUCCUCAUCGUGUUGAUGGAGUAGAGGAACACAAGGCAUUAGCAUCUCCUCUUCCCCCUAAAGUUAAAACCAAAGGGAGCAAGCCCCUCCAGGUGUUGUUUGCUGGUGAAGCUACGCAUGUGAACUUCUACACCACCACCCAUGGAGCUUACAUGACAGGUGUCAGAGAGGCACAGAGACUCAUCAGUUAUCACUCGGAUUAAACAGCACCAUCCAUGAGAGGUCUUUUGUCUCAUGAAGAUAACAUUUUGUGGUCUCAUGAAGAUAAUGGUUUUAUAUACUUGACCUCCCACUCUUUUGGCAUUCAGGUUUUGUUAUAAAUGGGCUGUAAGGAAACUUUGUGUGUACAUUUAACUGAUUGCUAUACCAUGCAUAUCUCUGUUCUGUUAAUUAUUAAACAGCAAUGUGUUGAAGAAAUGAAGGAAUAUUCCUCCUGAUUCCUGAUUGAGCAGCGUAAUGUACAAUAAUGAGCAUCUUCAAAUGAAAUAUAAACUAACUGAAAGGCGAUUUCCAUUUCAUUCAUUCCACAAUGAAUAUAUGUGUUUGUUGAUUUUUGCUAAUAAAACCUACAAAAAAGCUAAAUAUAAUGGUAGCAACUCAGAAAGAGGAUGGACUAAUAAAAAGGUGAUAUCAUGUGAAACCUGAUUGGUUAACAUUGUAAAAAAAACUUGAGGUUACUGUAUAAAAGAUGGAGUCAGACAUGUAUUUGUUUGACAUCUUCAGAUGAACUCUGUGUGUCUCACUUUGCUUGCUCGAGCAAAUAAAGAUUGAAACUCUUGA
This is a messenger RNA of Triplophysa dalaica, 2429 nucleotides long. Its product is annotated as spermine oxidase-like. Bases 320 to 1852 code for a protein of 510 amino acids. NCBI's taxonomy places the organism in Eukaryota, Metazoa, Chordata, Actinopteri, Cypriniformes, Nemacheilidae. The record is from RefSeq and is a predicted model, not a curated record. Gene Ontology annotation, molecular function: polyamine oxidase activity. The transcript is spliced from 3 exons.